This is a messenger RNA of Ambispora gerdemannii, 978 nucleotides long. Lineage: Eukaryota; Fungi; Glomeromycota; Glomeromycetes; Archaeosporales; Ambisporaceae. The record is from the annotation of a GenBank genome assembly.
AUGGAUUCCGCUCAAUCUCAAGAUUAUGUUCCAACUGCAAAAUUUGUUUCAGCCAGUGAAGAUGAGAUGAAAAAGAUGAGCUCUGAAGCGAAAAAACUUCGAGCAGGAGCGAUUAUAACGCUAGCGGACUCGGAUGUGGUUAAAACGAUUGCGGACAUUAUCAUACCCAAUAGCCACUACGUCAUUAAUUCGAUUAGUGCAAUAUUACAUAUGCUUGAAGAAGAAGAAAGAGAAAUUGAAGACAAGUUAAUUAUUGAAAAGAUUAAUCGAAGCCUCACAAUAUACGCAUUAAACGAUUUGGGAUCUGAAAUAAAGGUGAUUGGAAAUCGCGUUAAUCGAAUGAUGAAAGACGAUCUCUCCAUCGAGGAUCGAAAGCGUGAAGUAGCGCCUGCAUUCCACAGUUGCCAAAAGAUCCUUUGUAAUUUUGAUAAACCGGAUCAUAUCUUUUAUAUGCACCCGCUUGUCACCACACCGUGCUUAAUUGGGUUCGCUUAUUGUUAUCUUUCAGUAAUUACGAUUGGAACUUCUAUUGAUCCGUCAUAUAUAGACGAUGCCGUUAGUGAAAAGGAACAUCUCAAAAAAGUGUUGCAAACUUACAAAGAAAAUACUGUUAAGCUCAGACUCGAUAUGAUCAAACUUGUAAAAGUAAUCGAAAGUUCUUUCGAUCUUACCGCAGUUAAAGAUGACAUUGUGGAAUCCUUGAAAGAUAUACCAGACUGGGAUACGAUUGCAUUACCAGAUUUUAAAUGUAUACUUGAUUUUGAUACGGUUAAAGAGAAACUUCAACAGAAGAAGAACGAAUAUUCGCGUGUCUUCGAUGUUGUACAGGAUGACUUUGGAUAUGGAAGUAAGAAAAAGUAUACCUGGGAUCGUAAAGCUUGGGAUCGACAAAGAAACACGAACGAUAAUCUUCCAUAUUCAAUGGUAGUGAAAAUGGUAUAUGAGGAAUUUUUCGAUAUGGUAAUCGAUAGUAUUUAA